Messenger RNA from Salvelinus sp. IW2-2015, 4284 nucleotides. RefSeq names its product la-related protein 4B. Gene Ontology annotation, cellular component: cytoplasmic stress granule; cytosol. Gene Ontology annotation, biological process: positive regulation of translation. The record is from RefSeq and is a predicted model, not a curated record. Lineage: Eukaryota; Metazoa; Chordata; Actinopteri; Salmoniformes; Salmonidae. Gene Ontology annotation, molecular function: mRNA 3'-UTR binding.
UGUGACAGCUUUAGCUUUGCGUUCGAUGGUGUCUGAACUACUCCCAAAGGGAAGGGAAACUGCAAUUUCUCCAUUCCCCACUGGUAUAUCGUUGAUCCAGCUAGCAAGCGAACGCUUCAAGUUAAAUCCAGUAUUUUAAGAGUUCUGGGUUGAUGUUCCAUAUCCACUUUCCCACUCGAAGAACCGCCGUUCGAUACAUUUCGAAGAAUAAUAUUAUCUUAGUCCGACUGAACAAAACAAGUUGAAGUGCAAAGUUAAUAGUUACAUUUCUGUUGAUUUGCUAGCUUGCAUUGCUAGUUGGGAAAGCUAAGGUUAGCUACGAUAUUUAGUUUUCUCAGAUUUAAAAGGGCGGGUAUUAUUUUUAGCCAUCAACAGUUUGUUAUUGCUCAUUCGAAGACGRCGGCUAAUUAGUUAAUCAUAGCUAACUCGUAACUAGCUGCUUUAAUACUGUGCGUAUUCAGCCUGGAAGCCAAUUCAAGGCCUUGCUUACCACCAGUCUGCAUCGCCGUGCAGUGAGAGCUGAAAGCUUACUUGGUGACAAAGAGACUUCUCCCUGAGGAGCCAAGAAGUAGACGGCUCAUGACUUCUGACCAGGAUACAAAAGUUGUAGCUGAACCACAGGUGCAGCAAGUACAAGAACCAAAAGAGAGCUCUCAUCUGGAAUCUGCCAAGGUUUCUGACCUGAACCCCAAUGCGAAAGCAUGGGCCAAUCACAUGCUUAACCUGGACACCACCACUGGGACUGCGGAUACACCUGCUUUCCAGCCAUGGAAGGACGGCUGCGUUAGCAGCUCCGCUGACCCUGGGCCAGAAGGCUGUGAAGCCAGCGAAGACGACGUGUUUGAAGGGACCCUACUAGCUGACCCAGAUGAGCCGGUGGCGGUGUUACUGGCAGAGCCAGCUCCCAUGGCUGCCACCGUCACCCUGGAGUGCUCCGACCCUGCUGAAUACCCAGAGUCUGGCCAGGAGGAAACUCACACAGGCAGUGAGACCCAGCAGGAGAGCCCUCAGGAGGACCUCCGGGAACACCUGAAGAAGACCCUGGAGUUCUGUCUUUCCCGAGAGAAUCUGUCCAGCGACAUGUAUCUUAUCUCUCAGAUGGAUAGUGACCAAUAUGUGCCAAUCGUGACGGUAGCUAACCUGGACCACGUCAAGAAACUCAGCACGGAUGUGGAGUUGAUUGUCGAUAUCCUACGGUCUCUGCCGUUGGUCCAGGUGGAUGAGAAGGGGGAGAAGGUGAGACCCAACCAGAACCGCUGCAUUGUCAUCCUCAGAGAGGUCCCUGAGAGCACUCCCAUAGAGGAGGUCGAGGCUCUUUUUAAAGGAGAGAACUUACCUAAAUUCAUCAAUUCUGAGUUUGCCUACAACGACAACUGGUUCAUCACCUUUGAAUCGGAAGCAGAUGCACAACAGGCAUAUCAGUAUCUUCGUGAAGAAGUGAAAACCUUCCAAGGGAAGCCUAUUAAGGCACGGAUUAAGGCGAAGGCAAUCGCUAUCAACACUUUUAUGCCAAAGAAUGGCUACCGCCCGGUGGAGGUUCACCCUUACGCUCAGCAGCAACAACGUUACACCUCCUACUACAUACCUCCAGUGUACAGCCCUCAGCAGCAGUUCCCCCUCUACAGCCUCAUCACUCCACAGGCCUGGUCAGCCACCCACAGCUUCAUAGACCCUUCGCUGGUUACCCAAUUUCACAACACUCAAUUUAUCAAUGGAUUUACAACAUCCCAUAGUUUUAAACCAGCGACGUCUCCUCUUGCUGGUGUUAGGCACUACUCUCCCAGGAAUAGGAAUCACAUUCACAGUAAACCUCACCUGAGGCCCACAAUACCCAACAUGGACCAGCGCGGCACAGGGCUCCUGGACAGCCCCACCAUCUUCAACUUCCCCACGGAGCGAAUUCUGAACGGGGUACCGCGGGGUUCCCCCCAAAUGACACGCCUCCCGAGCCAGAACAGAACCAGGUUACCCCCCUCCACCAUGACCUACCCCAGGAGAGACAUCAGUACAGGUCGUGUAGAGCCCGUCAGCACUGACUACUCACUGGGCAUGGGCCGGGGAAGGACAAAUAUUUAUGGUUCUAGGAAAAAGAGGGACGACAACAAGUUUACYAGAAUGGCUACCCAGUCGCCACCCCCUCCUCAGAAGCCCCCGUCCCCCAGCUUUGAGCUGGGGCUCUCCAGCUUCCCCCCUCUGCCUGGGGCCGCAGGCCACCUCAAAACCCCUGAUGACAUGUUUGAGAACAGACUGGCCAGCAUGGUAUUAGGAGCCACAGAGGACAGGAAUGUAAGCGUUGAUGCCAGCUCUGCAGGUGCCCUCCCCUCAGGAGGACCCAAGGAGCCACUAAGGACGGUCACUUCUCCACAGCCCCCGAACCUCCAGCCCACUGCUCCCCCGAACCCAGGACCAGCCUCUGGCCCUGUCCGUGUUUCCUCCAAACCUGCAGAGGAAGUGAAGGUUCUGGAGGUGAAUCAGGAGACUCAGGUCUCUAUGGAGCGCAUCACUACUGCUCUGUACACCGCUAGCAAAUCUGUUCAAGUCAAUGGUACUGCUACAGAACUGCGAAAGCCCUCUUACGCUGAGAUCUGCCAGAGGAUUAAAGACCACGCUCCGAUACUACAGGCCCCUAAAGAGGCCAAACCAGCCAGCAGCGCUGCCUCCGCAGGAGAGGAGAAGAAGUGCACUGACGCAGCCCCAGGGGACAGGGGUGAGCCAAAGGUCACCCGAGAGACAUACCCAUGCUCCUCCAAGUCUGCCACCCUCGGCAGACCCCGAGAGGUCCGGAGACCYACCGGCCGGUGGACUUCACCACCCCCCCACCACCCAGGGAAGGGUGCCAGCAGCAAAGAUCUCAACACUCCCCCAAAGUCCCCGCAGUAACCCCCCCCCCACUGCAAUCAAGUCAAUUUCAAAACAAAAAUGUGAGAGUGAAAGAAAUCUGAAAAAGUCAGGGCUAUUCAAAUACAACCUAUUCCAAAWUCACCAGUCAUUCAUAGCAUAGAGAGGAUGCCUUUCUGGAUCAGGGCUUUCAGACAAUAGCACUUUAGUGUGCAUAUAGAGCACCGUUAAUCAUUUUUACUUAUUUAUUUUUGGAGGGUUUAUUUUUUWUWUUUUUGUUAAUCUGAACAUGUACUCCUGUUCAGAUUAGUGGGAUAAAUUCAUAUGUCCAAAGUAUUGUGAGGUCAUCAGUGGAAGCCAACAACGGGUGAAUGAAAGGAAGCAGAUGAGGAACAGUGUAGCUGUUGCCAUGUCAUUUGUUGUGACUGUGGGGGGGUGUCUGUAUGUCUUGUAUGCAGUCCCGUUAAGUGGUGAUGUGAUUUCAMUGCAGGGUGUGAUGAUCACCAUAUCAGUCAGACAAGAUGGUUGUGCCCCAAAUCGUUCCCUAUGUAGUGCACUACUUUCGAUCAAAAGUAGUGCACUACAUAUGGAAUAAGGUACCAUUAGGGACGCAGCUAUGAUGUGUUUUACAUAUUUGUUCAUAUUCAAGGUCAACUAGUCCAMGCUCAUUUUACGGACUUAACUAAAAUCCUCAGAAGAUGACUUACUUUCUGAGGGACUUCACCACCGGUGUCAUUUAUCAAAACUAGAUUACCUUUUUGCCAACACGGAACACUUUAUCUCGUUAGAACACCAGCAUUUGAGGAGAAUACAUUUAUUUGCAUACUGGUUUUGAUCGUUGGUACAAGUACUACUUGUUGCGUGCUGGUGGUUUUGAGAGCGCCUUAGACUUUCUUUAUCUGGUAUUUCUUGUGGUAAAGAAUUACAUUUAGUUGUUUUCUGUUGUCCAAUGCAGGAGUCUGUUUCCUAGCCGUGUAAAGCACAUUGCUAGUUAGUCCUCGUAGAGAGCCACUAUCAGGGUCAGUAGAAAUCUACAUGCAUUUUGAUCUUGGAAAAAGCAGAUGAGGGUCGUUCCAGCAAUUCGGUGCCUUUUUGAGAUGUGUAACUUGGUCCAAUUUAAUUUCUUCACUUUAUUUUUACUUUCUGUCAUAAAGAGCACGUKAAACUUAAUUGACACAUUUUCCCAUCUCAGCGUUAAAUAAAAWAUUACUAUAGUAAGUGACAAAAUAAGUAACACMGUUGACUGUCGCAGGGUUGACAAUUUCAUCUUAGAUCAGCCGUGAAUCCCAUAUUGAAAGGUGGAAUGGAAGUUUGUUGUGUGUAACAGGGAYUGGCAAUUAAUUGGCACCUUCACAAACAUUUUUAAGUUAACAUUUCUAGCCUGUCUAUCUAUGGGUAACAGGGUUGACGUGUUAUGCUUGACUCGCUCAGUUUUCUACCACAAAA